Messenger RNA from Triticum urartu, 4485 nucleotides. NCBI's taxonomy places the organism in Eukaryota, Viridiplantae, Streptophyta, Magnoliopsida, Poales, Poaceae. The record is from RefSeq and is a predicted model, not a curated record.
UUGGUAGUACGAAUGCCGCACCACGGCCACCGAUCGCCACACCCCAGCCGCCACGCCGUCCACACGACCAUGGCAAUCAGGCAGCACCUGAGCACGAGCUCCGCCCACUAGCCCCGCGCUGCCACCACCAAAGCCGACGUCCCGGCAGCGAAGACCACACCACUCCCAUCAACAUGGACCACUGACGCUGAGGCCGGAAAAGCAGGCCCUUUUGGUAAGUCCGGAACCCCGCCGGUCGGAGCAGUGCAGGGGGAGGCCACCCGGCCACGCUGCAGCCACCACGCCAUUUCUCGAACCGGGUCCAGGUCACCGUCGCCACCCCUGGCAACAGCAAGACCCGGAGGCACCCCUGCCAAUCCCCCGGAGCGCCCAUGUCACCGAGGCCAGCCAAAGGCGAGAAGCGCUGAGCCGCCGUGCUCCACCUGUCAGGUGCGCUGCCAACCGUAGAGUCGAACGCCCCAGGAAUCAAGAGGAGGGGGUCGAACCACCGCCACUACGCCGCCACCCCGACCAACCGAGAGGUCCUCGGCCAAGGCAGCCGUCCACGGCACCGCGAGGUCAGAUUUGGCCGAGCCACCGCGGCCGCCGUCCCCAACCUCAGCCCGCACCGCCACCACCCACUGCCACUGCGCCACCACCAUCCGCCGUGGCCACGGCAAAGGUGGCCACCACCAGCCUGGGCCGACCGCAGCCCGCGCCGGACCACGCCGCCGCCGUCUCUGGCACCCCAGGUGCGCCACCCACCUGGCCACCUGCCGCGGGGAGGCAGGGGCGCCCGGGCGCCGCAUUUGCCCGUCACACCGCUGUGGAGCCCGGCUGCAGCGCCACGUUCCGGCCCGGGACGCCGGCCCGCGCCAGCACCACCCGAGCAGGAAGACACAGGGCCCCGUCCCCGCCGGCGACGGCAGGGCUUUGCCUGGUCGUGCCCCCGGGCGGCAGCGAGGGAGGAGGAAGGAGAAGGAGGGGGCGGCGGCGGGGAUACAAUGUAAUCGGCAUGCACAAAGUUAAGUUAACUAGAUAAUACCCCGCACGUUACUGCGGGAACCAAUUGCAACAUAUUUUGAGUGAUUUAAUUUUGUGAAACAUGAGUAGCUGAAUUAAGAACAUAUGAACUAAAACUAAAACACAUAUCAUAUAUUGUAUUUGAUUACUGUGUAGUCGAAACAUAUAUUGAAUAUAAGUAGCAUAAUACAAUGAAUUUUUUUUCUCAUGCAUGUUGAGUGGACCUUCGAUGAGGUGACAUGUGUGGUGAGGUGGGAUGUGUGCAUGGGAUCAACCAAUAAUGGAAUUUUUUCCCCAUACAUGUUGUGGUGGGCCUUUGAUGAGCUGGCAUGUGUGCAUGUUAAGAUAUUAGAGAUAGUGGGAACGAACUAUUUAGGUUAUAUAGGAUGAGUUUAUAUCUUAAAAAAAGGUAUAUAGGAUGAAUACAAUCAGAAUACAUUUAACUGUAGCUCUGAUAGAGAGACGUCUUUAUCCAAAAACUCGACAAAUUAGUGAUUCCUUCCAAAUUAUGGUGCUAUAUCGUGCUAUUUAUUUUGUAAUUAUCAUUAACAAGUCUCAUGGAUUUAUUAUGAGUAACACUGUACAUUGCAUCAGCCGCUUAAGAAACAUCAACUUGUUGGUGGGACAGAUCAUCCUGAGUUGUUCAUAAGUCAGCUAUUUUGAGAAGACAAUGUCAGCUUCAGAGUUCAGGAUUCCUUACCAGCCAGUAUCAUCUUCGCAGCCUUCGGAGAAUACAGGUCAGUUCAAGAUAUGCCGAUGUGGAGAGGGAGACCUGAACUCCCAGACUGGUGAAACCGGUGAUAGUCCACAAACUGCAUGUCCUAACUGCCAGGUUCUUAAGAGUGGACAUUUACUGCUUUCAUCUAAAGGGAUUGGUUGGACAACAUGGAAAAAGCGCUGGUUUAUUCUUACAAGGGCAUCAUUAGUGUUCUUCAGAAGUGACCCUAAUGCACCUCCCAGAGGAAAUGAACCAGUUGUUACACUUGGUGGAAUCGACUUGAAUAACUCCGGAAGUGUUGUAGUCAAAGAAGACAGGAAACUUUUAACAGUGUUAUUUCCUGAUGGCCGCGAAGGGCGUACUUUUACUCUGAAGGCAGAAACUACGGAAGAACUCAACGAGUGGAGAAAUGCAUUAGAGAGUGCUUUAGCGCAGGCACCAAGUGUAGCGAGUACAGUGGGGCAAAAUCCAAUAUUUAACGCUGAUGGAACAGAAUCUUCUGAAGCUUCAACUGAACAGUCGGAGGAUAAAUCAUCUGUUAUUGGGAGACCUGCACAGUUUGCACUUAUAGAGGCUGAUGGUAGUCCAGCUUUCCUGGAGAAGGCCUUGAGGUUCAUUGAAGAUUAUGGUUGCAAGGGAGAAGGAAUCCUCCGUCAAUCUGCUGAUGUUGAAGAAGUCAAACGCAGAUUUCGUGAUUAUGAUAAGGGAAAGAAAGAGUUCUCCCCAGAUGAGGAUGGGCAUGUUAUUGGUGACUGUAUUAAGACUAUUCUUCGAGAGAUGCCAGCUUCGCCAGUUCCUGCAGCAUGUUGCACCGCGCUGGUUACAGCUUACCGAACUGACAAGACAAAAAGACUUGAUGCUUUAAAUAAAGUUGUAUAUGAAGUUUUCCCGGAACCAAAUCGGCAAUUACUGCAGAGGAUCCUUAAGAUGAUGAUGAUCGUUGGAUCACACAAAGCUGUGAACAGGAUGUCUAAUUCCGCUUUGGCGGCUUGUAUGGCACCACUCCUUCUUCGUCCUCUUCUUCUUGGUGAAUGUGAAAUUGAUAAAGACUUCAGUAUGGCUGGGGAUGGUUCAUUCCAGCUGCUUCAAGCUGCCGCUGCAGCCAACCAUGCUCAAGCUAUUGUUAUCAUUAUGCUUGAGGAAUAUGAUCAGAUAUUUGAUGACAUAGAAGAAGGUUCUUCGGACGCUUAUACUGAGUCUGACGACGGUGAUGUUGACAAGGAAUAUUCUACAGAUAAUGACAACCAUGAUGAGGAUGGUUCUUAUGAUUCUGGUGAUGAUGACAUUGAAGAAGACUUGGAUGAUAAUACCGAACACUCUUCUGGCGGCAGUGAAUGUGAUGGCAAUAGUAGAAUCAAUGCCAAACGUGACAAGAUGAAAGUGGGAAAAACAGAACGUGGUUUGUCAAGGGAGGACAAAGGAUCACAUGCAUCCACAGAUCAUAUAGCAAAAUCCCAUUCAUCAUCUUCGAAAGCAAAAUUUAUGAAGUCAAGCAGCUCAGCUAAUAGGGACAAAAAGACAUUAUGGGGCCGUACUUCAGCAAGAAAGGACCUGGACGUUGAGGGCUGCAGUGAUGAUGAGGCUCUUAUUGAGAAGCUUGAGAACAACAAGGCCGAUCUCCAAUCUAAAGUUUCAAAGGAGGUCAAAGAAAAUAAAAACCUCCAGACAAGUCUAGAAAAGCGGAAAGGAACAUUACAUGAAUGCCGUUUAGCACUUGAAAAAGAAGUGGAAACUUUGCGAGAUCAGCUGCAUAAGGAGAGAAGUUUGAGGGCCUCAUUGGAGUCUGGCCUGAUGAAUAUGCGAAGAGGGCAGGUGUCCCUCCCGUCGUCAGUAGACAGCAAGACUAAGGCUAAUCUUGAGGAAGUUGCUGCUGCUGAAGCUGAUGUUUUGAAUUUGAAGCAAAAGGCUUGUGAUCUACGCGGACAACUCAGCAGCCAGGCCCAGCUAAGCUCCAUCUCACUAUGUGAAUCAUGCAACAAACGGCUCCAAGACAAGCUUGCCGAAGAGAAACAAAAUGAAAUCAGCUCAUCAACCGAAGCAUCAUCGGCUAUUGGGGCCAAUUCUUUAUCUCGAAUGUUACCCAAUGCAGGCAUGGCGGAUAUUGUUGAACAAUUGAGAAGGCAAGCCGCACAGAAUUCGUCUUCUUCAACAGGUGCUCAAAGAUUGUUGAGGCAAAACUCAAAUAGUCUACACAGGCUUCAAGGACCGAAUGCCUUUUCAAGUAAUAGAACAGAGGAACCUGGGGGUGGACCACCAACUGCAUUAGCUAAGCUGACAAACCGGCUCAACUUCUUGAAAGAAAGAAGGGCAAUGCUCGCAAGUGAGAUGCAAAACUUAGAUUUGGCUCGCCCACCAACGGCUGCAGCUCCAAAUAAAGACUCCACAUGAGGACUGGGAAUUUGACACUGCAUCAUCUUAAAGCUAGAAAAUCAAGUAGUGGAGCGAUGCACAUAUGACAGCGCCACAGGGACUAUGAGGUGGAGAUGCAUAUGAUAAUCCUACCGUGAGAGUUGGACCCAGUUCAAGAUGCGUGCACAUGUAUUUUCAUUGGAGGAGCAUCGCUGGUAGUGUUCACCAAAAUCGCUGAUCGCACGAACAGCCUAGUUUUAGAGUACCAUAAUUAAUUAACCCCACAGUUUUAUUGUGUUUCCAUAAUGACAUUUUGAAAGUAUUGAAUUGUGGCAUGUAUAAGAAACAUAUCUCCGUAAAUUCUAGACCACAGCCAAAGUGCUCUUCCAAAUGCAGCCUGAGAGAGUUUGACCGUA